Molecule: messenger RNA, 1598 nt
Organism: Drosophila persimilis
Lineage: Eukaryota; Metazoa; Arthropoda; Insecta; Diptera; Drosophilidae
Exons: 4
Coding region: 37-1380 (447 amino acids)
Biological process (GO): arginyl-tRNA aminoacylation; tRNA C3-cytosine methylation
Molecular function (GO): tRNA binding; ATP binding; arginine-tRNA ligase activity
Source: RefSeq, a predicted model, not a curated record
UAUUCUUCUUGACAAUUUCGCUAGAUUGUCGUUCCAAUGGUGUCCUAUCAAUAUCCCAUGAACAAGCUAGCCCAGGAGCUGAUGAACUUCUUCACGGUUGUUGUGGAUAAGGAGGAGUCUUCUGCUCCGGUACUGUUCCAGCGAUGCGGCGUGCUCAUUCGCUUUCACAUCGAGGAGAUUCCCGACCGUGGAGACAUCAGCAUCGCUAACAUCAGUAAGUAUUGGGAAGCCUACUGUCGUAAGCAGGGACGCAAGAUGCGCCAGGACACAUACAAGGAAAUGGACCUAAUGCUGCCCAAUGAGGCGGCAAUGCAGGGUCUAAUUGAGAAGGCCAAAGACUGGGUGUUCCCCCUGCAGGGGAUCACGCCCCUCUACAAGGAUCGCUGCGCGUUCAGCUUUCACCGUCGUCCGGUUAUUGCUUACGUUCUGAACGUAGUGCUCCAGCAGGGGGAUCGGUAUGGUCACAUCUCGAAGUCGGACAAAGCCCCAACUCUGUGCCUUGGUCAGAGCCCGAACACGACUCUCGACGAUGGGACCGAGCAGCUCGGUCAUUAUCGUCUCAGUCAGCUCCGCGUGAUUACCCGCCGCCUAAUGGCUUACUCCGCCUGGCGCCUGGUGGAUCCAGAUCAGCAGUCUGAUGACACUCUCCGCGUGACCGUAGAGGCUCAACGUUGCCCAAACCAGCCGACAGACCACGUUUGUCUGGUCUGUGGACCCGUACUGGAGCCCGUCGGGAAGACAGCCACCACAAUGAACAGAGACAGCUACGUUGCAUUGCGCUCAAAGGACAUGAUACUUAUGGCCAUGCAUCGCAAUGGCGUCCGCAUGAGUAGCUCGCACGGCGACUUCGAUGGCCUUAUCCAGCGCCUGGGCGCUGCUGCCGUGAUUGUGGAUCUGUUUGAGGUGCGCCAUGCCUCGGCGGCCAGUGUGGUGCGCAAUGGAUCGGGCGGCUCCAAGGGGGCCUCGUACAUUCUAUACAAUUCGGCCCGCCUGGAGACGCUGCUGCGUACCUUCAAUGCACAGGUGGAGGCAGGUGUCUAUCAGCCACUGCCGCCGCUGGACGACAUCGAUCUCAGCCUCUUGGAGGACGAUCUCGACUGGAAACUGAUCUACGGCUACCUACUGCCCUUCCCAGAGGUGGUCGAGUCCACGCUGAAUCUGCUGCAGCAGGGUCAGUGUGACGUGCACCUGUUGGUGCGCUACAUCAGUAGCCUGGCCGCAGUCUUCAGCCGCUACUACCGCCAGAAGAAGAUUCUCGUUCAGAUGCGAGACCAGCUGAUGCCAGUCCUCUAUGCCCGCGUCUACCUGAUUAAGGCGGUGCGUCAGGUGCUCAAUGUGGCCCUCUCGCUUCUCGGCAUAGAGCCCGUCACCUACAUAUAGAUAUAGUACAUAUUAUUCAUAGUUUUACCCAUUGGUCCAAUGACCAGCCACUACACUACUGCCACUACCCCCCACUGACCCAUGUAUUGAUGUAUUGAUGUAUAACUCUUCUGGUAUACGCACCUAUGUAUCUGUGUAUCAAAUUGUGCAUUAAUUGUUGAACAAUGAUUUAAGAAUAAGACUGAAGUCGAGGCUUAGAGUCGACUGCUCUUGAUGAA